UAUAAAGGAGGCGGACGAGGUGCAGCGCGCACUCUACCCCUCUCCACCAACUAGAAUGCGUCUGAUACUGGUGCUCGUAGCGCUCGUGGCGGCCGCCGCCGCUGACAAACUUCAACAGCAACAACAACAGAAACCUGCAAAGGGAACCCUCCUUGCCCUGCCAGUACCUGAACUGUGUGCUUCACGUCCUAAACAAUGGCAGUUCGGCAUCCACAACUACUUCUUCUCCUGGGACCAGGAGCGCCCUGGCUUCUACGAGGAGGAGAGCGCUAACCCGCAGGAGAACGUGGGCAAGAAGGUGAACUGGCUGGUGGCGCGCAAUGAGUGCCGUCGACGCUGCAUGGACGCCGUCGGUAUUGAGACCGAGGCUGAGAACAACAUGAUCUUCGACUUUAUAAAAAACCGCAACAUCACCUACAUCUGGACGUCUGGACGUCUGUGUGACUUCACAGGCUGCGAGACCCGCGAUGACCUGCGUCCCCUCAACGUCAACGGAUGGUUCUGGUCCAACACCAACACCAAGACGGCGCCCACCAACAAGACGCCACCUGGCUGGUCCUACCAGCCAUGGAGCCAAACCGGCCACACCGGCAAGCCACAGCCCGACAACGCCGAGUUCGACAUUAACCAGACCACCGAGUCCUGCCUGGGCGUCUUGAAUAACAUUUACAACGAUGGUGUUAAGUGGCACGACAUUGCCUGCUACCACCCGAAGCCCUUCGUGUGUGAGGACAGCGACCAGCUGCUGGAGUACGUCAAGGCCACCAACCCCAACAUCCAGCUCUAAGUCUCCUGCUAGCAAGCCGCUCUCACAACCUCACCAUCAACAACACUCACACUUCACCAUCAGCUCAUAAACAAGGGGCCAAACUUACAACAACAAAUGUUACCCUUCAUAAAAAACAUCCGCCAAAACGCUUUAAUGACAAGAACUCUUUUAGGCGCCAGUGAUAAACUAUUUAACUGACUCUCAAACACCUGCUGCAGACCUCCUCCCUGGGAUUUACAUAUAUAUAUUAUAUAUAUAUAUAUAUAUAUAUAUAUAUAUAUAUAUAUAUAUAUAUAUAUAUAUAUAUUAGCGUGUGGCUCUGUGACAGUAUGGGGUUUCAUCCAGUAGUGGUUCAUUCAUCCAUCUUGGCGGUAGGUUCAUCCAGCCGAGGGCUGAUGGUAACGUCUGGUGGAUGAGUUACACCACAAGUGGAUGAUGAUGCAGCCCGUGAUGACCCAGGUUGAGUGUGAGUGACCAGGUCACCCCACCAGGUCACCCACACUAAUAUUUAUUGUGUGAUACAUUACUUUAUUACUAUUAACUAUCUUGUGUACAAUAAAUAAAGAUUAAA
Molecule: messenger RNA, 1340 nt
Organism: Procambarus clarkii (red swamp crayfish)
Lineage: Eukaryota; Metazoa; Arthropoda; Malacostraca; Decapoda; Cambaridae
Gene: slf
Product: C-type lectin domain-containing protein slf
Source: RefSeq, a predicted model, not a curated record